GACGCCAAUAAUGAAUAUAACGUUCAAGUUAUUCUUGCUGCUCAUUUGUUUGGACCAUUGGCUGGUGGUUACAAGAUUGGAAACAAAGGUUUCCCAAAAGAUGCAAGAAGAUGUCCGAACUGUGGCAAAGAUAUUAGUGGAAAACUUAAAAGUCAUGGAGAUGUGUGGCAUGGGCAUGCAGAUAUACUUGUGAAAGGAAGUGUAGUCAAGGUAGUAUCUGAAGAGAAUGAUUCCGAUGAAGAGGAUGGAAGUUCUGAACCACUGCAAAAGAAAAUGAGAACUGAAAGUAUUGAAGAUGAUGAGAGUUCAGAGUCAGGUGAAAAUUAUGACAGCAGUGUUGAAAAAGGAGAGAAAAAGAAUGGGAUAAGUGAUCAUGCAUUGUCACAGAUAUUGGCGCAAACAAUUGUUAAUGCAUUUGCAGAAGUGAACAAUAAUCAAAAGUUGUUCAGUUCCUUUAUACCGUCUUUAAUUGCAACUUCUAAAGUUAUAAGAAUAACUAUGUACAACUGUAAAUUGGAUAGUCUGAUAAUGACAGAUGAUUUGAUAUCUUCAAAGUGAUCGGGCCCAAACGCGUCUUAAAUUUGUCAACUAUCUUUAGUAUCUGGUUUGCCUUGAAUUUUGAAAAUUAUUUUGAUAAAACUAAUGGCCUCUAUCCUAAAUUUGAAGAAGGACACAUAAAGUCAAAUUUUAAAGAACAUGCUGGUGAAAUGUUUGAGAUAUAUAAAGAAAAGUGUACCAAACCUAUGUCACAGGCAGAAAUGAAUGAAAUUGUUGAAAAAUUUAGAUUGAAAAAACAAGGUAUUUCAUCUUUCUUUG
Ruditapes philippinarum (Manila clam) is the source of this 816-nucleotide messenger RNA. RefSeq lists its product as uncharacterized. The transcript has 2 exons. NCBI's taxonomy places the organism in Eukaryota, Metazoa, Mollusca, Bivalvia, Venerida, Veneridae. The record is from RefSeq and is a predicted model, not a curated record. The annotation marks the transcript as partial.